This is a messenger RNA of Zophobas morio, 1750 nucleotides long. RefSeq names its product UDP-glycosyltransferase UGT5-like. The record is from RefSeq and is a predicted model, not a curated record. NCBI's taxonomy places the organism in Eukaryota, Metazoa, Arthropoda, Insecta, Coleoptera, Tenebrionidae. The transcript is spliced from 4 exons. Gene Ontology annotation, molecular function: UDP-glycosyltransferase activity. Bases 153 to 1718 code for a protein of 521 amino acids.
UAUCAAAAACCUUAAAAACUAAUCCUAACCUUUUAAAACUUACGUGGUGAUUUUUUAUCUCAAGUACUUACUAUCAGACAAUACGAGAAUCUAUUUAUAUCAACAGACCAUGAAAUAACAGAUUAGUGAUAUGUACGUGUUUGGCCACAAACAUGGCGAAUCCAACCUUAGCCGGUCUUUUAUUAUUAUUAACUCUAAUAUGUACCACCAAUAGUGCGCGAAUUUUGGGUAUUUACCCCUUACCCGGCCACAGCCACUAUCAUCUAGCCAGAGCUCUAUUCAGAGAACUAGCAGAAAGAGGACACGACGUAACCGUCAUCAACGCCUUUGGUGAAAAAGACCCACCCAAAAUUGGAAAAUAUAGAGACAUAUUGUUACCCGGGCUCUUCGAUCAAGAACCAAAAGACCCAAAGAGGGAAUGGAACAUGUUCAAACGGGAAGGUUUGAACCCUUUCGUGGGCGCCUACGUCGUAGCAACCAUGGCCACCAAAUUCAUUGGACACAUUCUGAACCACACCAAUGUCCAAAACCUUCUACAUUCCGACGAGAAGUUCGACGUCGUCAUUGUAGACAAUUUCCUGAGCGACCCUUUCAAAGCUUUCGCUACACAUUUCGAUGCCCCUUUGAUUGCAGUGAGUCCUGUGUGGCAAAAUAUGUGGAUCAAUGCUCUAGCGGGAAAUCCUUCACCGUCGUCCUAUGUCCCAAAUGUCCUUGCUACGUACUACCACCCCAUGUCUUUCUGCGACCGAUUGACCAAUAGUCUUCUCGAUGUCUUCAAUUAUCUUCUUUAUUACUUCUAUGUGUUUCCGCAACACAACGCUUUCGUUAAACAGUACGUUCCAAGAGGGGGUGAUUUGAACGAUAUCUUGUAUAACACUUCUUUGUUUCUGAUUAAUGGCCACCCGAGUCUAAACCAACCGUUACCUUUCGUCCCCAACAUGAUCGAAGUAGGAGGUCUUCAUAUGAAACCCCCAAACAAGCUACCCAAAGACUUACAAGAGUUUUUCGACGACGCUAAACAAGGGGUGGUUUAUUUCAGCAUGGGUUCGAACCUCAAGGGGGUUCAGUUUCCACCAGAGAAGAGACAAGAGUUUAUUAAGGCUUUUUCCAAGCUGAAACAGAAGGUUUUGUGGAAAUGGGAAGGCGAUGAGCUUCCGGACCAACCUUCAAACGUAAAAAUAAUAAAAUGGGCACCGCAGUCUGACAUUUUUGCCCAUCCUAAUUUAAAACUCUUUAUCACGCACGGCGGUUUUGUCAGUUCGAUUGAGAGUGCGUACCAUGGAGUACCCCUUCUGACGAUACCCAUCUAUGGUGACCAGAUGCAAAACGCGCAUUUUAGUGUCAAAAAUGGUUACGGGCGCUUCCUGACUUAUGGCGAAAUUUCAGAGGAAAACCUUUUGGAAAAUAUCAACGCGAUAUUGGAUAAUCCAAAGUACAAAGAAAACGCCAAACGAAGAUCUGACCUUUUCCACGAUCGACCGGUUAGCCCUUUGGACACGGCUGUCUACUGGGUGGAAUACGUGAUUAAACAUAGAGGAGCACCACACUUGAGAGUGGCAGGGGUUGAUCUUCCCUGGUACCAGUAUCUUCUACUAGAUGUUAUUGCAGCUAUUAUUACAAUCGCAUCUUUGGGAUUGGUUGUUACGUGUUUCAUAACGAAGAAGAUUUGCCAAAAAGUGUGUUCAAAACGCAAUAACAAAAAAAAGAAAACCGCAUAAUUGUAGCACAGAUAAUAAAUUAAUAAACAUGA